GUGGUUUUGGCACUCUGGGGCAGGCCUGGCGCGGCUUCGGUGCCGGAGGGGGAGCAGGAGGCAGUGCCAAAGGCUGCGCUGGAUGGCCUGAUGGGCUCGGUGGAGGCGUCUCUGCAGCCGCUGAAGGAGGAGGUGGCGGCGGGCCAUGUGGUCCCCAAGUUCGGGGAGCGCGCGCAGUCCGUCCUGAGCACCGCAGUGCAGCAGGCAGGGAAUGCCGGUAAACAGAUCGAGCCAGUGGUGGAUGCCAUGCUGCAGAGCUUGUUCCUGCAGCAGUUGGCCUUGCUGCGGCAGCAGAUGUCCACCAAGUUCCUCAAGGCCUCCCGACCCAUGGAGGCCGUGUCACAGGCGGACCAGCAAUUUGUCACGCAGGCGGAGGAGCUCAAGAGACCUGGCAGCUCCUGGAGCUAUGACCAGGAGCGCUACGCCUUGCGGGCAGUGCUCGAAAGCGGCUUCCGCCGCGACGCAGCUGUCCUGGAGGAGCACCAGAUGUCGAUCCGCUCGCAGCAGUCCACAGUGGAGAUCAUCAGCAGGCUGCAAAGCCAGAUGGAGAAUCUUCAGAUGAGGCUGCAGCACAUGCGUGCCGGCCAGCCGUGGUUCGUCUCCAGCUCCUACAGGAUCCCGGGCACCCCGCUGACGAUGAUCGGCCGCUUCCAGCAGGGCCGCGCCAGCGUGGAGCUGAACCUGGCGGCCGACAGGGAUCCCGUGACAGCGGAGGCGGGCUUUGUGCGUGGUAUCGGUCCCGCCAACCUGGGCGUGAGCGCGAAUUUUGGCUUCUGAGCGCCAGCGCUGGCGCCGCGAUCACGAUGUCAUGUUUCGAGAGCAUGAAGCGCCAGGGGGCGGGCUGAGGGUGUGGAGCGCACGCGCACGUAGCC
Molecule: messenger RNA, 872 nt
Organism: Effrenium voratum
Lineage: Eukaryota; Dinophyceae; Suessiales; Symbiodiniaceae
Source: the annotation of a GenBank genome assembly